AUGGAGCGCAAGAUCGACGGGGAGCUCGCGGUGGUCCUAUCCUCCGUCUCCAUCGCUUGCAAGAGGAUCGCCAGCCUGGUUCAAAAGGCGGGCAUCUCCGGCAUGACCGGCGCGGCCGGCGCCGUGAACGUCCAGGGCGAGGACCAGAAGAAGCUCGACGUCGUCAGCAACGAGAUCUUCUGCGAGGUUCUGCGAACCUCCGGGAGGACCGGCGUGAUCGCGUCCGAGGAGGAGGACACGCCGGUGGCGGUCGAGGAGACGUACAACGGCAACUACGUCGUCGUCUUCGACCCACUCGACGGCUCCUCCAACAUCGACGCCGCGGUGUCCACCGGUUCCAUCUUCGGCGUGUACUCGUCCGAUCAAUCAUGCGUCCCCGACUGGGGCGCCGACGACGAGGGCGUGGUGCAGGAGAAGUGCAUCACGAACGUGUGCCAGCCGGGUAACAACCUCCUCGCGGCCGGGUACUGCAUGUACUCAUCGUCCUGCAUCCUCAUGCUCACCGUCGGCCACGGCGUCUACGGCUUCACCCUGGACCCGUCCAUCGGCGAGUUCGUCUUGUCCCACGAGGACGUCAAGAUCCCGGAGAAGGGGAAGAUCUACUCCUUCAACGAGGGCAACUACGUCAACUGGGAGCCCGGACUCAAGGAGUACAUGGACGCGCUGAAAAAAGGCGGGCACACCGAGGACGGCAAGCCCUACUCCGCGAGGUACAUCGGAAGCCUCGUGGGCGACUUUCACCGCACGAUGCUCUACGGCGGCAUCUACGGGUACCCCGGGGAUGCGAAAAACGCAAACGGCAAGCUGCGCUUACUGUACGAGUGCGCCCCGAUGAGCUUCAUCGCCGAGCAGGCUGGCGGGAUGGGCAGCACCGGGCGGGGGCGGGUGCUGGACAUUCGACCGGAGGAGGUGCACCAGCGCGUGCCGUUCUACACGGGAAGCAGGGAGGAGGUGCAGUAUCUCGAGUCCUUCCUGCAGGAGGCGUGA
This is a messenger RNA of Micromonas commoda, 987 nucleotides long. RefSeq names its product Fructose-1,6-bisphosphatase. Gene Ontology annotation, cellular component: cytoplasm; cytosol. Lineage: Eukaryota; Viridiplantae; Chlorophyta; Mamiellophyceae; Mamiellales; Mamiellaceae. The record is from RefSeq and is a predicted model, not a curated record. Gene Ontology annotation, biological process: sucrose biosynthetic process; fructose metabolic process; gluconeogenesis. Bases 1 to 987 code for a protein of 328 amino acids. Gene Ontology annotation, molecular function: fructose 1,6-bisphosphate 1-phosphatase activity. The transcript is spliced from 2 exons.